Molecule: messenger RNA, 4354 nt
Organism: Nomia melanderi (Alkali bee)
Lineage: Eukaryota; Metazoa; Arthropoda; Insecta; Hymenoptera; Halictidae
Product: gustatory receptor for sugar taste 64f
Biological process (GO): sensory perception of chemical stimulus; detection of chemical stimulus involved in sensory perception of taste
Cellular component (GO): membrane
Molecular function (GO): taste receptor activity
Source: RefSeq, a predicted model, not a curated record
GACGCGUUCUCAAACGGAACGAGCUGUCCUCGUUACAUCACUGUGUUGCACUUUUCACAUUUUCUUCGAUUCUCUGCUUGCCUUGGCCUAAACGUUCCAUUUUACAUAACAGUUCAUCCUAACGUUUCUGUACACUCGUAGCAUUCAACGGUCCUGUUAUUAGAGGAUUACUUUUAUUUACGUUUUUUGGAGAAUGAAAAGUAUAUUACACUUGCUGAAAUGAAUAUAAGGAUUUUCAAAAUAGAUUCAAUAAAUAAUUAGUUGUUAAUUUGAAGUAAUUAUCUUCGAGUACUUGGAUUGAAAACAGAAUUUUACACGGUUAUGCAGAUUAUGUUGAUUCUUCAGUUACCUAAAUAUGCCGAGUUAUAGUGGUAUAGAAGCAACAUUAAGCAGAAUGCGGCCUAUAAAUUUGUCGAUCGAGAAAAAUCAAACCAUAUUAUCGAUCAAUGUUAGAUCGUCCAAGGACAGCCCGGCGUUUCGCACACUCGACAAUCUCAAGUCAAAUUUGAUAGCUGCCGAAAUGUCGGGACCUGCGAUUAACUCUGCCAGCAGUUUUAAUCCACAAACUGACAGUUUGCACGCGUCUAUGAAACCAGUCAUUAUGUUGGCUCAAUGUUUUUCAAUGUUCCCUGUAUCAGGCGUUAAUUCUCCAGAUGCAUCAUAUCUCAGAUUUACCUGGCGCAGCCCCAAAAUCAUAUACUGUGUAAUUUCAUUUCUUGCAUCGUCCAUGAUGACAAUUUUUAACAUUUUGAGGCUAAUAGCAACAGGAGUAAAUUCUUUGAAAAUGACCGCCUUUGUAUUUAAUGGGACGAAUUUUAUAGCAACCUUGCUUUUCUUAAAAUUGGCAAUGAAAUGGCCGUCUUUGAUGCUAACGUGGGAAAAACUUGAAAAAGAGUUUUCCAACAGACAUAGGAAAGUAUCUAAAAGAAGUUUAUCCGCCAAAUUCAAGAUUAUCACUAUAGUGGUGAUGAUAAUUGCUUUGGUGGAACAUGGCUUGUCUAUUCUCCGUGGCUCUAUAAGAGCCCGAGAAUGCGCGAAUUAUAAAGGUGAUUCAGACGUUGUUGGGGUUUAUUUCCAGUCCCAAUUUCCACAGGUAUUCGCUAUAAUUUCGUACAGCUUGUGGAAAGGAAUUCUGGUGGAUAUUAUCAACAUUGUGAGCACUUUCUCUUGGAACUUCGUCGACUUGUUUCUUAUUUUAAUCAGUAUUGCUUUGGUGGAGCAGUUUCGUCAACUAAACGAUCGUUUAUACUCGAUAAAAGGCAAGUAUCAUUUCAUUGUUAAGGCGAUGCCAGAAUGGUGGUGGGCCGAAGCAAGAUCUGACUACAAUCACUUGGCAAGCUUGACGAGGCAAUUAGACUCUCAUAUCUCCAUUAUGGUUCUUCUCUCCUUUGCCACCGACCUUUACUUCAUCUGUAUACAACUUCUCUUCUCUUUCAACCCAAUGCGAGACAUCAUUGAGAAACUUUACUUCGGUUUUUCCUUUGGCUUCCUAUUGGCGAGGACAACGUUGGUGUCUUUGUACGCGGCGUCGAUUCACGAUGAAUCCUUGCUUCCUGCUCCAAUUUUGUACAGCGUUUCUGGAAGCAGUUAUUCUACAGAAGUGAUGAGAUUUUUAUGGCAAGUAACGACGGACAGUAUUUGCUUGACAGGCAUGAAAUUCUUUUCCGUGACUAGAGGCCUUGUAUUGACAGUUGCAGGUACUAUAGUCACCUACGAAUUAGUUCUCGUCCAGUUCAAUUACACUCAGCAAAACGAUUCAGCGAACGUCACACACAUUUGUGACGUGAAGAUUUAAAUGGACGAGACUGUCGAAGAAAGGGCCUACAUUUUAUUACGCAUAGGUGAAGAUAACUUACAAGACCCCAAGGUAAAGUGCUACAUAUUAAAAUCAAGGAAUGAAAUUGAUAUAAGCGUGUAUUUAGAUAUUCAAUAACAUAAACAUGAAUUAACAAUAUUUUAAUAUAUUGGCUCACAUAAUUUAAAAUGUUGGAUUUCUGAUUAUUCAUAAAUUGGUACAUAUCAAGUUUACACAAUGUAUCGUACGUUUUUAUUAUUCCUUUUUGAAUUCUUUUUAACAAUUAUCAUGAUCUUUAUCAAGGAAAUAAAAUUUAUUUUUCUUUGUAAAUUAAACUGAAUCACGGUACACUGUAUUUGGCGAUAGUGUUAUUAACAAAUGAAAUUUAAAAAUGUAUAUUUUGGAAAGAAAAAUUUACAGAACAAAUUCUACCGAUAAUCGCAUAUCCUUAUCAAUGAAUACUAGGAUAAAAUAUUUGUUUGUAUUUAAAAAAUGAAUUUUCUAAGGAAUCCGAUAUAUCAGAUUAUACGGCUUAUUUUAUAUUAUUUGAUGCACAUUUGUUAUAAUAACUCAAUUGUUCGUUUGUUAUAGUUCUUCUGGCUGGAUGCUUUACCAACUAUGAAUAAUUUUUCUCAUUGGAAAGACAUAUCGCUUAUCACUGUUCGUAUUAACUAGCAUUAAAUAACUGAACAAAUUAUGCAAUUUUUUCAAGUUGCAAUUCGUAUGAAAAUAGAGUAGAAAAUUAAUUCAUUUAAUGAUAUUAACCCCUUCAAAUCUGACGCACAUUAUAAUGUACACUGUUUUACUGCUUUCAAUGUCUAAUAAAAUAUUAAAACUAUGGUGUUAUUAUUAGUGAAGCAUUGAAUAGCAGUCUUUUGCUAUCAGAUAAGUGCAUAUAAUUCUGUAUGAAAAUCAGAUUUGAAGGGAUUGAAAAAGUAAGCAUUUUUCUUAUUUUAUUUAUCACAUUUUAUACGUAUAAAAAAAGUAGAGUUAAAUAUACACCAGAUGUUUACGUAACUUGCUUGUACAAACGAGACGUCAAAUAUAUUAGUAUCGAUGACAUUGUUAGGACACACAUGUAAAUUAUUUGAACAAUUCCUUUCAUGGCACAGUGAACACUUCAAAUAUUAAUGUUAGAAAGAUUGACAAAGAAAAGCAUCCAACCUAAUAAUCCUGAUUUUAAUCAAACUUUACGAAUUUACGAAACCAUUUAAAAAAGCACUUUUUGGAAAUUUACUCUGAUAAAAUGGGAUCAGGUUUACAAAUUUUUACAUUUUGUUAUUUUUUGGAUAUUUAUCAUUUAUUACUAUAUAUAAUAGUAAUUAAAUUUUUUUUCAGAAGAAUAAAAAAUUACUAUGUAAGAUUUAUAGUUUAUAGCAAUGAUAGUUCAAAUAAUACAAUUUUUUUAUUCUUUUUCAGGUUAUGAUGAUAAUUUAACUUUCAUUGUUUAUCUCCAUUAAAAUUAUUUAAACCCCUUUACAUAAUACUACGUACGUUAAUAAUGACGCAAUAUUAAAUUCCUUAUUAUUCCUCAUUUAAAAAUUUGCUUUUUUGUUUGCUACUUUAAUACUUCUCUGUUUCCAGUAUUCUCAAAGUACUCAAUUAAAUAUUAUAUAUUUCUCAUCCCCAAUAUUGAGGACUGUCAAUAUGAAUGAUAACCAAUAAUAAAAUUAUAUGUCAAAUAUUUUCUAAGAAACAGUCUACCAAAAUUUCAUAAAAAUUAACUCAUAUCAUUAGUAUGUUCCUAUGUCAGUUUACAAAGAAUUCAUGUCAAGGACUUAGCGUGGUUAUGAAUUUUCGUAACAUUUAUGGUAAUCACUUCAGGUCAAUUCAUGAUUAUCAUAGAUAUGUAAAUUUUUAAAAGGAAAAAAAUAACCUCAUAUUGCAAUAUCGUAAGUACAAGACCUUCUUAUAGAAUUUAACCACAGAUUGGAGAAAACAACGUUGUGGUAAGCGGGCAGUAUUCGACCACAUAACAAUUAUAGCAGUGGUCACGACGUGGCGAAAUCGUAAAUCAAAGGAUUAAGCAGUAGCACUGAUUGAUUUAGAUUUUCAAAGACUCUCACAUCUUCUUAUAAUUAACUAAAGUUGCCAGUUAAUUGUACGAAAUUUAAUCCUUUGCUGAAGUGUGCUUUUUUUAAAACAUUAAAAAUCUUUCUCUCCUUCACAGCUGCUCGAAUUACAAGUAAAGCAGUACAAUUUGUGUUUGCAUACUUUUUUCUCAAAUCCAUUUAAAUAUCAAUUACCUUUCUAAAAGAUUCUUUUUCUUAGGCAAAGGCACUAAGGCCAGAGUUCUUCAACUGUAACAAAAUCAACAAUAUCAAACAAGUCUUUGUCCCGAAUUGGUUACAAGUAUACAUCAACUGAGAAUAACAAAAAGGGAAUCACGGAAACCAAAGGAAACGAAGAUCAGGAUAACUUACUGUUUCAUAAACCGACGAACGUUAUGUAUAAGCAAAGAAUAAAACCUAUUCUUCAAAUGAGAUAAAAGAUACAAAUUAUAUUAUUAGAAUAUUUCCAUUAAACAGUACUGUUUCACUAAUAUAAAUUCCUGUUAAA